Verticillium dahliae VdLs.17 is the source of this 882-nucleotide messenger RNA. RefSeq names its product FG-GAP repeat domain-containing protein. Bases 1 to 882 code for a protein of 293 amino acids. The record is from RefSeq and is a predicted model, not a curated record. Lineage: Eukaryota; Fungi; Ascomycota; Sordariomycetes; Glomerellales; Plectosphaerellaceae. The transcript is spliced from 6 exons. Gene Ontology annotation, molecular function: phosphatidylcholine lysophospholipase A1 activity.
AUGGGAUCCUGUGCCAAGGUCCAUCACGCCGUCCCAGCCGAUGUAUGCCGUGACCAAAACAACAGGGGUGGACAAGAAGGCCACACUCCUAAAACGGCAUUAAACAGAGAGAAGGGUGCCGAGAGGGCUCUGAAGUUAUGGGUCAGCGGCACGAUGCACGACAACCCAGAAGCCCUUGGGCGACUCCUCAAUGUACAGGCCCGUACACAGAUCGCCAACGGAGUGGAGUUGCAAGUCCUACCCAUUGGAGACUCGAUCACCUUUGGUGUCCAAAGCACACACGGAAUUGGCUACCGUGGCGAGCUCCAUGACCUUUUAGUGCAACGAGGAAACAAAGUCAACUUCGUAGGUGGCCUGGCAACUGGAAGCAUGGCCGACAAUAGUCAUGAAGGACAUCGAGCCUUUGUCAUUGACCAGAUAUCGAAUUCCAGUACAGUCGGUCUCCACGCAGCGGCCAAUAUUGUCCUGUUGCAUGCAGGAACCAAAGACAUGAGAAACGAGGUGGAUCCUCUCAACGGCCCUAUGCGACUCAAGAGCCUAAUCGACAUCAUCUUUGAAAAUAGUCCCGAGGCUGUGGUGUUUGUGUGUCAAAUUAUUCCGGCGGGUCAUAAUAAGUACCGCGACGCACUCCCUCGGAUCGACACUUUCAAUGCUGCGAUUCCCGACUUGGUCUCUGGUUUUAGUUCGUCUGGGAAAAAAGUUGUCGUGGUACCCAUGAACAAAGCUGUUUCGACAAAAGACUUGGCGGACAACCUUUACCAGAACGAUAUCGGCUACAUCAAGAUGGCGAACGAGUAUUACGCUGCCAUAAAGGAAGCAGACGCAAGAGAUUGGAUAUCUGCACCAGUAUUUUUGGAUAUGAGCCUACAUAAGAUUCAGUGA